Molecule: messenger RNA, 2682 nt
Organism: Spirodela intermedia
Lineage: Eukaryota; Viridiplantae; Streptophyta; Magnoliopsida; Alismatales; Araceae
Source: the annotation of a GenBank genome assembly
AUGGGUCGUCAAAUCGUCUCCGGUGGCUGUCAUCUGACGGAGCAGAAAAAUGGCGACUUUGCGGUUCUCCGGUGGCUGUCACCUGAUGGAGAGGAGUUGGAUGGAGGUGGGGCGCAUGUCAAGGAGCUUCAUCAUUAGGUCCACGCAGUAAGAGGAGGCUUUUCAUUGCAUCCGGUAUGUUCUCAAGAGGUGACAACUCGUCUCUCGAUGGAUCGUCCUCUUCCCGACAACGACUUGUUCAUUGAUCAAUCGGAGCUACUUUACUCGAUGGAUUCGCAAUCCUUUUAUUGCAAAUCAUUCAAUAGUUUUAAUAACAAUGCCCCACGAAUUGCGUUAACGAGAUUUUUGUCGAUGAUCCAACGAUUCUGAUGGCUUAAUCCUUCACCGGCGAUCUACAGAAAAGUCGCGAUAAUCAAAUAAAAAAUAUGAGUUUUGGCUCUGGGUGGAUUCAAACCCGCGUCGGUUGCCCACCCUUUCUAGGGAAGGUGUGACGCGAGUUUAGUCUCACAUCAUUUGUGUGCCAAAUUUUCUAGCGAAUAUAUAGUAAUAAUACAUUUAUAAUCAAGUUCCUUUCUCGCGUGUGUACGACCACUCCUUGCCCCACAGCUGGCUGGCCACCGGUGAUGUGGAAGGAGAGUGGCGCACACGUGCCCCUAUUGGUCCUAGCCACUCGAGCCCUUGCUCGUGGCUCCUCCCCAACUGCGCUUCCGACUCGCUUGCAGGCCCGGCUGGCUGGUGGGUCCCCCCUAUUUUGCUAUAUUUUUAUUUUUAUUUAUUUUUCUUCAUUUAUCUCAAAAGUAAGACUGUAAAAAUCAUAUAAAUUCUUUUAAAAUCACAUAAUUAUCCAAAAAUUCACGUUAAUCAACUAAAAACCACUUUUCACACUUUAACACAAAUAUAAGUCUAUUUAUCAUGAGUUAAGGCUAAAAAUAUAUUAUUUACUAAUUAUUAACUUAUGAUAAUGAAGACUUAUCACACCCCCCAACUUAAAUCAUUGCUAGUCCCUUAGCAAUGAAAUUACAAAAAUAAAAAUUUACAAAUCUCAAACAUCAUAUUUCAAUACAUAAAAAAAAAAUGUACAAUUAGAAAUGAUGCACCUUUAGACACUUUGGAUUCUUAUAUCAAGUAUUUAAGAAUGAUGUCAAGCACUUAAAUGUUUAAGCACUCCUUGGAAUAACAAUUUAGACUUCACUUCUUUUGUUCACAUCUUUAUCACUUCUUCACUCAUAGAUAUAUUUACAAGAUGUUUAAAUUAUCAAUACUCAUCCAAGAAUAAUAUUGAUCCUACAUUUCUUUUUUUCCAUGGCUUAAUUUUUGAAUUUUGCAUUAUAUUUCUUCCUUCUUGUUUUUUUUUAAUAUAUAUAUAGUGGAUAAAUAGCUUUUCCUAUAGACAAAUUUCGACAAUAAGAAUGAUGUCUCACACCUUCCAUGUGUACUUUUCAUUUUCAGGGCUUUCACUUUAUCCACUUAUUUUGCAGCAAGUGUUUUUCUAUGCACGAUUUUCGACAAUGAGAAUGAUGUCUCACACCCUCCAUGUGUACUCUUCGUUUUUAGAUUUUUCACAUUGCUCUCUCUUUUUUUUCUGAAAUAACUGAUUUUCUCCUCACAAGUCCUAUAGAUCAGGGUGCAAAAGUCUCCAUUAAACUCAAAUGAUCAAUCAAAUUUUCACAUCAAGUAAAUACUAUCCAUCAAGAUCAUGAAGUGAAAAUCUGUAAAAUCAAAUUCAUGUUAUUUAUCAUAUAUCCAAGGAGUAUUCCAACAUUUCAUGCUACUAGAUCAUUCUUUUGACUCAAUAAUAAUCUUCCUUGUAUCUUUUGGUAUCAAUCAAUCUAAUUGAUUUAAUUUUUCAUGCAUGCAAUAUGAUGUAAGAAAUUUGUAAAUUAAAUAGUUUUGAUAGUUUUGUUUUCUGUUUUCAGUUCUUUUUUUAGCAACAAUAAAUUUGUCAAAAAUAAAUCAAAACUAUUCUCUUUAUAGUUGUAAUUUUGAAUUUCAGUAAUAUAUGUCUAGGGGAUUGAAAUGUGAGAAAGGGUCUCUAGAAUUUCAAAAAUUUUCGGCUGUUUUUUGUUUGUUGUUCUUGACAGAAAAUCAGAAAAUAGAUGUUGUAGUUUUUCCGAAUUUUUUUAUUUUUUAUUUUUUUAGUUGUUGUUCUAAGUGAGCAUGAAAAAAUAAAAAUAAAAUGCCAACACAUGUUCUUAAUCGUCUUACAGCAUAAAUUAAUAAUUAAUACUUCACCCCCCAACUUAGAAAUGACAUUGUCCUCAAUGACAUAGAAAAAUCAAAAUAGAAUAUGCAAAAAAUAUAAUUUUCAAGUGAAGCAUGCAUAUCUGCAAAGUUAAACAUUAAAAGUAUUGUCAUAAAUGAUAAAGCUCAGAAAGACAUCACCUCAACCUCAUUUUUAAUUUUCCACUUCAUCUUACACUCCUCCUGCACUUUUUCCAAAAAAACAAAUACAGAAACAAGUACUACGAAAUUAUAAGAAAAAUAGAGCUUAAAAAAUCAAACAGAAUGAAAUAAAAACCAUGGGUUGCCUCUCAUGCAGCACUGAAUUUAAUGUCUUCAGCUAGACACUUUGAUCUUACUCUUGAAUUUUUUUUAAUAACAAAAUUUCUUUUUCUACAAGGGGUUUAUGUUCUAUGUAAUGUUUAAGCCGCUGUUUGAUAAGUCUUCAUUAUCAUGAGUUAA